UUAACAAUAAGUAAUAAUUGUUUAGUAUUAAUUUAGUUUUUUAUGUAAUUAAAUUUUAUUAUUUCAAUCUACAAUGGAUAAUGACAAUGAACAAUGUGCCAAUGACGAGUUUAUACCAGAGACAUUAGAAGAAAGACUUUGGGGUCUUACAGAAAUAUUUCCUCAAUCAAUUGUUGAUAAAGCUUGUUAUGUAGGAAAAAUAACAAAGAGACACUGUAAAAUUGCUCUACAUUAUGGUCGUACUUAUGGGUGGAUGAUUGGAAGUUCAGCAGCAAUUCUCUUUAUACCUUUAAUUACUCAUCGAGAACUUCAAAAAAAAUGUUAAUUUUUAAAACAAAGGCUAUAAACUUAAUGGUGGUUAUAA
Daktulosphaira vitifoliae (grape phylloxera) is the source of this 364-nucleotide messenger RNA. RefSeq names its product mitochondrial import receptor subunit TOM22 homolog. The transcript has a single exon. Gene Ontology annotation, cellular component: mitochondrial outer membrane. The coding region runs from base 74 to 325 and encodes 83 amino acids. The record is from RefSeq and is a predicted model, not a curated record. NCBI's taxonomy places the organism in Eukaryota, Metazoa, Arthropoda, Insecta, Hemiptera, Phylloxeridae. Gene Ontology annotation, biological process: intracellular protein transport.